This is a messenger RNA of Iphiclides podalirius (scarce swallowtail), 519 nucleotides long. The record is from the annotation of a GenBank genome assembly. NCBI's taxonomy places the organism in Eukaryota, Metazoa, Arthropoda, Insecta, Lepidoptera, Papilionidae.
AUGCCAAUCCAGCGCGUCGCCGGCUUUGUUAGCUCGUUAGCAGCAAUCCGAUUGGCAGACGUGGCUGGCGAUGCGCAGGAAGAGGCCAAUUUGCCAGACGUUGCAUUCGCCGCAUUCAAUUGGGGCGGACAAUGCGUCGGAGGCAACCGCAGUGUUGUCGCUGACCCGACGCUCGGGAGCGAUCGCACUGGCCGCGUUGACAACUGUUUUGACCAGGAAUGUACGGAGAUUGAGAUUUCUGAUCUUCUGUGUGAGACUGGUGUGAGUACAGUUUUUAGAAUCGACCCCUUGCCCUUCACGUCACUCGAUCGUGAGACAUUCGCAGCUGAGCCAUUGCAGAUACGCAAGAUGGCGUGUCUUAGAGAUCGUUCGACGGGUGCCAAUAGCGGCGGGGGCGGUCUAUUUGCGGAUGUGGGCCGAGUCAGUGGGCCAGCGGUCGCCGGGCCAGGUGCCCGACCAUCGGGCUAUUUCGAACACUAUUCGAUUUCACUAAACGGCGUCGGAAUAACAGAGCGCGUC